Messenger RNA from Rubroshorea leprosula, 587 nucleotides. Lineage: Eukaryota; Viridiplantae; Streptophyta; Magnoliopsida; Malvales; Dipterocarpaceae. The record is from the annotation of a GenBank genome assembly.
AGCAAUUUUGUAUCCACUUCCAAUUUUGAGCAUUUAAAAGAAAAAAAGAAAAACAAAGCUAGGAAGCGAAAUAAGAAAACUGGAUCAUUCAAUGGACUUCUUAUCUAUUGCUGGAUGUGCUUUUUUAACUGUUGCUUUUGAGGAGCUGUUUAAGAAGUUGAAGUUCAGCAUAUCACUCAAUUUGCAGAAGCAGGUCCUUAAUAAGUUGCAAAACUGGGAGAGCUUAUUGCCGAAAAUCUUUGCCCUUCUUGAAGAUGCAGAAGAAAAGCAGAUGUCUAAUUCCAGCGAGUUGAUAAGGAUAUGGCUCGCUGAAAUUAGGGACUUGGCUUAUGAUAUAGAGGACAUCUUAGAUGAAUUUCAAGUUGAUUCUCAGAGAAGCAGUUUGAAUAUUUCAAAACCUCACCAAGCCAGCAGUAGCAAAUUCAUCCCCUCAUGCUUCAACUGUUUCAAACAGAGUGAUUUGUUGAUCUCUAAUCCCCAUACCAUUUCUAAGGUGGAUGGCAUCACCCUCAAGUUGCAAAGCUUGGUAGAUGAAUCGAAGUUACUUGGCUUGGUAAGGCAAGUUGGAGAUAAGCCUAGUGGAAUGG